Molecule: messenger RNA, 1109 nt
Organism: Marchantia polymorpha subsp. ruderalis
Lineage: Eukaryota; Viridiplantae; Streptophyta; Marchantiopsida; Marchantiales; Marchantiaceae
Source: the annotation of a GenBank genome assembly
AUCAGCGGAUCUGGGCUCGACGGGGCUGCCCCACGGCGCAGAUUCUUAUACAUUUCGCAACAGGCUGCUUCGAUAUAUUUGCGGAAUUUGGAGUCGCUGCGGAACGGAUUUGCGGACGGAAGGAAGGAAGCAAGCGCGACAGGGAUUGGAGGAUUGAUUGGAAAGAGGAGGAGUGGUGCUGCGGGAUUCGAAGGCUCGGGAUCGAGGAGGAUUAGGUGCGGAGCUAUGGCGGCAAUGAACCAGUUGCUGCUGUGCGGAAAUCACACGGCGAUUCAGCCGACGAGAUGGCAACCGCAAUCUCUCAGGGGGACGCAACUGGGCGAUGUGACGAUGGUCAGAAUAGCGCCCGCAGCCGGGGCCAGGGCGUCGAGGAGCGUCAGCGUCAGGAGCUUGUUCGGGAAGAAGCAGGAUAGCGACGACGACGCCAAAAAGGCCGGGCUGUUCGGAAAUCUGCAGGGUUUGUACGAUACCGUCAGGAAAGCGCAACAGGUGGUGCAAGUCGAGGCUGUGAAAGUGCAGAAGGAGCUGGCAGCUGCCGAGUUCGAUGGCUACUGUGAAGGCGAGCUCAUCAAAGUCACGCUGUCGGGCAACCAAGAACCUGUGAGGGUAGAGGUUUUGGAAGCUGCAAUGGACGUCGGGGCCGAAAGGCUCGCAGAGUUGAUAAAUGAGGCAUACAAAGAUGCUCACACCAAGAGUGUACUGGCCAUGAAGGAGCGCAUGAAGGGUUUAGCAGAAAGCCUCGGAAUGCCCCCUGGAAUCGGCGGUGGCGGAAUGCCAGGAAUGUAGGUUUGUCAUUAGCUCAUUUCAGCCUCGUGUCGAGUAUGCGUGUUCUUGCAGCUUGUGCAGUAUUAUGGAGAGAUGAAACAAGAUUAUGUAGGGUUCGUGUAUGAUUUCGACUGUAAAGAUUUUUCGAAACUCAUACCUCACGUUGUAGAGCAUCUCUGGGAUCGGGGAUUUCAUCUUUGAUUGAGAAUCUGGUCCCUCUUGAUUAAGAAAAUUUUGCACUGCGGAGUGUUAUGACGACAUUCUCCUCUCCGCUCUGCUCUGGGUUUGCAGUAAAAAUUGUUGUCCUAAGGAGUCAUUCUUUAAGUCAACGGAUUAAAGUUGCG